AUGCUUUGGUCAUGCAGCAUUAUAUCGGUCAUGUGCAAGGGACCCAAGCCUCCAAACAACAAACAAGAAAACAAAUGCUCUCAUGUUUCCUACCCAACAUCUCAACACACUGCCAUUAUCAUCUAUUCCUUAGACAAAUCUCUCUCUAUACUUCCAGUCAUAGAAGUUCAAGCACCACUGAAAGAGCCGUUGGAAGGGUGGAAGAAGAACAGAGCCAUUCAAAAUCCAAACACCAUUGCUGGAAGAGUCGCUGCCAGAAGCACAUGCUACCACCGAAUCAUGCCAAACUGUCACCGUUGCAACAAAGGGAUAUCCCAAGUUCAUCAUGCCAUGCAAUAA
Messenger RNA from Prunus armeniaca (apricot), 339 nucleotides. NCBI's taxonomy places the organism in Eukaryota, Viridiplantae, Streptophyta, Magnoliopsida, Rosales, Rosaceae. The record is from the annotation of a GenBank genome assembly.